This is a messenger RNA of Argentina anserina (silverweed cinquefoil), 1302 nucleotides long. RefSeq names its product GTP-binding protein At2g22870. The record is from RefSeq and is a predicted model, not a curated record. NCBI's taxonomy places the organism in Eukaryota, Viridiplantae, Streptophyta, Magnoliopsida, Rosales, Rosaceae. The coding region runs from base 71 to 1021 and encodes 316 amino acids. The transcript is spliced from 4 exons. Gene Ontology annotation, molecular function: GTP binding.
CCAGCUGAGAAUCUCAUGGCCUCUCUCACAACAUAGAGAGAAACCCAGAAAAAAACACUUCUAACACAAAAUGGUGCUACUCCAUCAUCUUCCACGUAGCCACAUCUCCCUCUUCACCCACUUCACCCACUUCUCAAAACCCAAACCCCCCACAACCCUAAACCCCAUCUUCUUCUCCUCCCCCAAAUCCACUCUCUCAAUCUCUGACCCCAUCCCCACCUCACCUCUCCCAGAAUCCCACAUCGAAACAGCCCUCGAAGAUUUCCACACCCAGUUCCAAAUCCCGGUCGAGAAGCUCUUCGUGCCGCCGGAGACCGAGCUCAAGUACACCGAGUCCGGUGCCCUGAGCACCAGAAUAUUGAAGGGGUCGAAUAUUUUGCUGAGCAAGUAUGCUAGGGACGCUCAGGUGACUCAGGCUGAGUUUGUGAAGAGCAGUGUGAGGACUGAGGAUUGCCCCGGGAAUCCGUUGCCGGAGUUUGCGCUCGUCGGACGGUCUAAUGUCGGCAAGUCAUCGUUGCUUAAUUCUCUUGUGCGAAGAAAGAAGCUAGCUUUGACCUCCAAGAAGCCUGGGAAGACACAAUGCAUCAAUCAUUUUCGGAUCAAUGAUAGCUGGUAUCUGGUGGAUUUGCCAGGCUACGGGUAUGCAGCUGCACCACAGGAACUUAGAACUGAUUGGGUGAAGUUUACUAAAGAUUACUUCCUGAAUAGGUCAACAUUAGUUUCCGUUUUUCUUCUGAUUGAUGCCAGCAUUCCUGCCAAAAAGAUUGAUCUGGAGUAUGCUAGUUGGCUGGGCCAGAAUCAGAUCCCUAUGACAUUAAUAUUCACCAAAUGUGACAAGCGGAAGAAGAAGAAAAACGGAGGAAAAAGAGCAGAAGAAAAUGUGAAUGACUUUCAGGAGUUAAUUCGAGGCUACUUCCAGACAACGCCACCAUGGAUUAUGACCAGCAGUCUUACCAAUCAGGGUCGAGAUGAGAUGUUAUUGCAUAUGGCUCAGCUGCGGAAUUAUUGGCUCAAGCACUAGGAAUAUCUGAAGUAUGCCUUCCUAUUUUCAAGUAGCUAUCAUGGCAUCCAAGUACAAGAGGCUGGUAUUAAAAACCUCACCUCUACAGAUGUACGUAUGGCAAAGCAAACAUGGUAAUAUGUUAACUUUUGGCAGCUGCAAAUUCCUUCAUCGAGCAGAUUCAGAUGUGCUCCGUUGCAGGCAUUGCUCAAUCGUGAAAGCCAGUAGUGGAUUAGUUUUGUUGGCAUGACGAUGUAGGAUGUUGUACUAGUAUUUUGCAGCAAGUAUAAUUCUGUUUUAAG